This is a messenger RNA of Castor canadensis (American beaver), 979 nucleotides long. RefSeq names its product olfactory receptor 4F3/4F16/4F29. Gene Ontology annotation, biological process: G protein-coupled receptor signaling pathway. Gene Ontology annotation, cellular component: membrane. Gene Ontology annotation, molecular function: olfactory receptor activity; G protein-coupled receptor activity. The record is from RefSeq and is a predicted model, not a curated record. Lineage: Eukaryota; Metazoa; Chordata; Mammalia; Rodentia; Castoridae.
CUUGGCUGGGUCAAUGGAUAGAGGGAAUCACUCAGUGGUGUCUGAGUUUGUGUUUCUGGGACUCACGCACUCUUGGGAAAUCCAGCUCCUGGUUCUGGUGUUCUCCUCUGUGCUCUAUGUGGCAAGUGUGACUGGAAACACCCUCAUUGUGUUUUCUGUGACCUUUGACCCUCACUUACACUCCCCCAUGUACUUCUUGCUGGCCGGUCUCUCCUUCAUUGACUUGGGAGCCUGCUCUGUCACCUCCCCCAAGAUGAUUUGUGAUCUUUUCAGAAAGCGCAAAGUGAUCUCCUUUGGAGGCUGUGUCACUCAGAUCUUCUUCAUCCAUGUCAUAGGUGGUGUGGAGAUGGUGCUGCUCAUGGCCAUGGCCUUUGACAGGUACAUGGCCAUAUGUAAGCCUCUGCAUUACCUGACCAUCAUGAGUUCCCAAGUGUGCAUUUUAUUUCUAGCUGCUGCCUGGGGCCUUGGCAUUAUUCACUCACUAUUCCAGCUGGCCUUUCUGAUUAAUUUACCCUUCUGUGGCCCAAAUGAACUGGACAGCUUUUACUGUGACCUCCCUCGGCUUCUCAGACUGGCCUGUGCAGAUACCUACAAAUUACAGUUCAUGGUCACUGUUAACAGUGGGUUCAUCUGUGUGGGCUCCUUCCUUGUACUUCUCAUCUCCUAUGUCUUCAUCCUGUUCACUGUUUGGAAGCACGCUUCAGGUGGCUCAUCCAAGGCUCUCUCCACCCUCUCAGCUCACAUCACUGUGGUCAUUUUGUUCUUUGGUCCAACUCUGUUUGUUUAUACAUGGCCACACUCCAAUUCACAAAUAGACAAGUUUCUUGCUAUUUGUGAUGCAGUUCUCACUCCUUUUCUGAAUCCAGUCAUCUACACAUUCAGGAAUAAAGAGAUGAAGGCAGCAAUAAAAAGAGUUUGUAAACAGUUACUGAUUUUUAGGAGAAUCUCAUAAAUGCUAUAAUGAAAUCUUCUCAUUAAC